AGUGGCGGGACCCGCGGGGCGGGGCCCUGGGUGCUGGGCCCCUUCUCCGCGAACCCCUAGCGAGACGCUGCGGGCCUUGCUCACAGACCUUUUUCCUGCCCUGUUUUGGUACCAAACUCGAAAUUUGGGGCAGCGGCCUGUUAGUGCCGGACUGGGAUCAGCCCUGGGUUUCCAGAGUCCGGUUUUGUACGGACCUGCCGAGCGGGGCUGAAACCCCAAGAAUGGGUGUCCUCUACCCUGGGCUGUUGGGUUGGGGACGGAAGCUGCGGGCUCCCGGGAGAGGCCCGCUGCAGCUCGUGACCCGUUUCUGCGGGGACCACUUGCAGGCCAGCUCCGCCAAGAAGAUCCGGGCCGGGCAGGAGGAGCCCGGCACGCCGCCCUCGUCGCCACUGAGCCCCGAGCAGUUGGUCCGUAUCCAGAGGAACAAGGCCGCCGCGCUGCUCAGACUCGCAGCGCGCAAUGUGCCUGUAGGUUUUGGUGAGAGUUGGAAGAAGCACCUCAGCGGGGAGUUCGGGAAACCAUAUUUUAUUAAGCUUAUGGGAUUUGUUGCAGAAGAAAGAAAACAUUACACUGUUUACCCACCCCCGCAGCAAGUCUUCACAUGGACCCAAAUGUGUGACAUAAGAGAUGUGUUCUCCUGCUCAACGCCGUCCUCACCGUCCGGGCGCAUCAGGCCAAUUCUCAUAAAGAGAGAGGUUGGGAGCAGUUCACCGAUGCUGUCGUGUCCUGGCUCAAUCAGAACUCGAACGGCCUUGUCUUCCUGCUCUGGGGCUCUUACGCUCAGAAGAAAGGCAGUGCCAUUGAUAGGCUGGGGGAAAAUGACGGACUGCAAGCAAGUCAUCAAGAGUAAAUUGAAGGUGAGCUUCAUCACAAGUCAGGAGCCUCUUCCAGCCUCAGACAGCUCCAGGGAGCCACUGCAGGAAAAUUGCAGCAGCAGCUCUCUGCCAGAGACCCCUAACCAGGCUGAGCCAGCCUCCCACAAAGGUCCCAAAGACGCCUGCCAGCAAAGAACCUCCCAGCCACCCCUGCAGCAGAAUCCCCAAGGAAACCCCCUUUCCUCCGAUGACGCCUUCCCAGCACGCCACGCCAACGGGACAGGGACCGAAGGCCUGGAGACCCCAAAUACCAGUGGCCUGUCCGUGCUAGCCAGACCCCAGGGCCAGCGAGCCAGAACCCUCUCCAAAGAAGACAGGAAGCAGGCGCACAUCAAGAGGCAACUGAUGACCAACUUUAUCCUGGGCUCUUUUGAUGACAACUCUUCCGAUGAGGACUCUGGCACUGGCUUGUUCAGAGAAUCUUCCCGGAAGGGCAGCCGAGCCAGCCUGGGGACCCUGUCCCUGGAGGCUGCUCAGACCGCAGGCGAGACUGAGACCCCCGUCCCCGCUAUAAGGCCCAGCAUGUCCGGGCUCCACCUGGCGAGAAGAGGCCGAGAACAGAAGAAGCUGGACCUGCACAGAGACUUUACUGUGGCUUCCCCGGCCGAGUUCGUCGUGCGCUUUGCGGGGGAUCGGGUCAUCGAGAAGGUGCUCAUCGCCAACAAUGGUAUCGCCGCCGUGAAAUGUAUGCGCUCCAUCCGCAGGUGGGCCUAUGAGAUGUUCCGAAAUGAGCGGGCCAUCCGGUUUGUAGUCUUGGUAACCCCCGAGGACCUCAAAGCCAACGCAGAGUAUAUCAAGAUGGCAGAUCAGUAUGUCCCCGUCCCAGGAGGGCCCAACAACAACAAUUAUGCCAACGUGGAGCUGAUUGUGGACAUUGCCAAGAGGAUCCCCGUGCAGGCGGUGUGGGCUGGCUGGGGCCAUGCUUCUGAAAACCCCAAACUUCCGGAGCUCCUGCACAAGCACGAGAUUGCUUUCUUAGGCCCUCCCAGCGAGGCCAUGUGGGCACUGGGAGACAAGAUCGCCUCCACCAUCGUGGCCCAGACGCUGCAGAUCCCAACGCUGCCCUGGAGCGGAAGCGGUCUGACGGUGGAGUGGGCAGAAGAUAGUCUGCAGCCGGGGCAAAGGAUCAGCGUCCCAGAGUACAUUUACAACGAUGGUUGCGUGAAAGAUGUCGAUGAGGGCUUGGAGGCAGCAGAAAAAAUUGGUUUUCCCUUGAUGAUCAAAGCUUCUGAAGGCGGUGGAGGGAAAGGCAUCCGGAAGGCAGAGACUGCUGAGGACUUCCCAAUACUUUUCAGACAAGUGCAGAGCGAGAUCCCCGGCUCCCCAGUCUUUCUCAUGAAGCUGGCCCAGCACGCCCAUCACCUGGAGGUCCAGCUCCUCGCUGACCAGUAUGGGAACGCCGUGUCCCUGUUUGGGCGCGACUGUUCCAUCCAGCGGAGGCAUCAGAAGAUCAUAGAGGAGGCGCCGGCCACCAUUGCCGCGCCAGCCGUGUUCGAGAUCAUGGAGCAGUGUGCCGUGCGCCUGGCCAAGACCGUGGGCUACGUGAGCGCGGGGACCGUUGAAUACCUCUACAGCCAGGAUGGCAGCUUCCACUUCUUGGAGCUGAAUCCCCGCCUGCAGGUGGAACAUCCCUGCACGGAAAUGAUCGCCGAUGUCAACCUGCCGGCCGCCCAGCUACAGAUCGCCAUGGGUGUGCCUCUGCACCGGCUGAAGGAUAUCCGGCUUCUGUAUGGAGAGUCCCCAUGGGGGGUGACGCCCAUUUCUUUUGAGACCCCUUCCAACCCUCCCAUCGCCCGAGGCCACGUCAUUGCGGCCAGAAUCACCAGUGAAAACCCAGACGAGGGGUUUAAGCCGAGCUCUGGAACGGUCCAGGAGUUGAAUUUCCGCAGCAGCAAGAACGUGUGGGGUUAUUUCAGCGUGGCUGCCACUGGAGGCUUACAUGAAUUUGCCGAUUCCCAGUUUGGGCACUGCUUCUCCUGGGGAGAGAACCGGGAAGAGGCCAUUUCGAACAUGGUGGUGGCUUUGAAGGAACUGUCCAUCCGGGGCGACUUCAGGACCACCGUGGAAUAUCUCACCAACCUCCUGGAGACCGAGAGCUUCCAGAACAACGACAUUGACACCAGCUGGUUGGAUAAUCUCAUCGCCGAGAAAGUGCAGGCCGAGAAGCCGGAUAUCAUGCUCGGGGUGGUGUGCGGAGCCUUGAACGUGGCUGACUCGAUGUUCAGGACCUGCAUGACGGAUUUCUUACACUCGCUGGAAAGGGGCCAGGUCCUCCCCGCAGACUCUCUGCUGAACAUUGUGGAUGUAGAAUUAAUCUACGGAGGCGUUAAGUACAUCCUCAAGGUGGCCCGGCAGUCUCCAACCACGUUCGUCCUCAUCAUGAACAGCAGUCACAUCGAGAUCGACGCCCACCGGCUGAACGACGGGGGGCUGCUGCUGUCCUACAGUGGCAGCAGCUACACCACGUACCUGAAGGAGGAGGUCGACAGUUACCGAAUCACCAUCGGCAACAAGACGUGUGUGUUUGAGAAGGAGAAUGAUCCCACGGUCCUGAGAGCCCCUUCGGCGGGGAAGCUGAUACAGUACAUGGUGGAGGACGGGGGCCACAUCGAGGCUGGGGGCAGCUAUGCUGAGAUAGAGGUGAUGAAGAUGAUCAUGACCCUGAAUGUGCAGGAAAGUGGCCGGGUGAAGUAUGUCAAGCGCCCAGGGGCUGUGUUGGAAGCAGGCUGUGUGGUGGCCAGGCUGGAGCUCGAUGACCCUUCUAAAGUGCACCCGGCUGAGCCAUUCACGGGAGAGCUCCCCUCCCAACCAACGCUGCCCAUCCUCGGAGAGAAACUGCACCAGGUUUUUCACAGUGUCCUGGAAAAUCUGACAAACAUCAUGAAGGGCUACUGUCUGCCAGAGCCUAUUUUUAGCAUCAAGCUGAAGGAAUGGGUGCAGAAGCUCCUGAUGACCCUCCGGCACCCAACGCUGCCACUGCUGGAUCUGCAGGAGAUCAUGACCAGCGUGUCGGGCCGCAUCCCCGCCCCCGUGGAGAAGGCUGUCCGCAGGGUGAUGGCCCAGUACGCCAGCAACAUCACCUCGGUGCUGUGCCAGUUCCCCAGCCAGCAGAUAGCCACCAUCCUGGACUGCCACGCGGCCACCCUGCAGCGGAAGGCCGAUCGGGAGGUCUUCUUCAUGAACACCCAGAGCAUUGUGCAGCUGGUCCAGAAAUACCGCAGUGGGACCCGGGGCUACAUGAAGGCGGUGGUGUUGGAUCUCCUGCGAAGAUAUUUACUGGUUGAGCACCAUUUCCAGCAAGCCCACUACGACAAGUGUGUGAUAAACCUCAGGGAGCAGCUGAAACCAGACAUGUCCCAGGUGUUGGACUGCAUCUUCUCCCAUGCGCAGGUGGCCAAGAAGAACCAGCUGGUGAUCAUGUUGAUCGAUGAGCUCUGUGGCCCAGACCCUUCCCUGUCAGAUGAGCUGACCUCCAUCCUCAGCGAGCUCACUCAGCUGAGCAAAAGCAAGCACUGCAAGGUGGCCCUCAGAGCCAGGCAGGUCCUGAUUGCCUCCCACCUCCCCUCCUAUGAGCUGAGGCACAACCAGGUGGAGUCCAUUUUCCUGUCUGCCAUUGACAUGUAUGGCCACCAGUUCUGCCCGGAAAACCUCAAGAAAUUAAUACUCUCAGAAACGACCAUAUUUGAUGUCCUGCCCACUUUCUUCUAUCAUGCUAACAAAGUCGUCUGCAUGGCAUCCUUGGAGGUUUAUGUGCGGAGGGGCUACAUCGCCUAUGAGUUAACCAGCCUGCAGCACCGGCAGCUCCCGGACAGCACCUGCGUGGUGGAAUUCCAGUUCAUGCUGCCCUCCUCCCACCCAAACCGGAUGGCCGUGCCCAUCAGCAUCACCAACCCGGAGCUGCUGAGGCACAGCAAGGAGCUCUUCAUGGACAGCGGCUUCUCCCCCAAGUCCCAGCGGAUGGGGGCCAUGGUUGCCUUCCAGAGAUUCGAGGAUUUCACCAGGAACUUUGAUGAGGUCAUUUCCUGCUUUGCCAACGUGCCCAAGGACAUCCCUCUCUUCAGCAAGGCCCGUACUUCCCUGUACUCCGAGGAUGACAGCAAGAGCCUCCGAGAAGAGCCGAUCCACAUCCUGAACGUGGCCAUCCAGGGUGCAGACUACCCGGAGGAUGAGCAGCUGGUGCCCGUUUUCCGGACAUUCGUUCAGUCCAAGGUGCGCCGGGCAGCCUCUGCUUCUGGGCCCCUGGAGAAGGAGGAGGGGCUGUCUUGCACAAGUGAUGCUGGCAACUCGGACAGGCCGAAGAGAAGCUGUCAAGUGCUCCCUUUAAGUGAAAAGAAAAACAUCCUUGUGGAGUAUGGACUCCGAAGAAUUACAUUCCUGAUUGCCCAAGAGAAAGAAUUUCCCAAGUUUUUCACAUUCAGAGCAAGAGACGAGUUUGCAGAAGAUCGCAUUUACCGUCACUUGGAGCCGGCCCUGGCCUUCCAGCUGGAGCUCAGCCGGUUGCGUAACUUUGACAUAACUGCCAUGCCCUGUGCCAACCACAAGAUGCAUCUGUACCUGGGCGCUGCCAAAGUGAAAGAGGGCACAGAGGUCACGGACCACAGGUUCUUCAUCCGCGCCAUCAUCAGGCAUUCGGACCUGAUCACCAAGACCUCUUUCCAUGUUAAUGAAGAUGAUUUCCUUCAUGCAAUUCCCUUGCAUGGAUGUACAUCUUGUGAAGCCUCCUUCGAGUACCUGCAGAACGAAGGCGAGCGGCUGCUCCUGGAGGCCAUGGACGAGCUGGAGGUGGCGUUCAACAACACCAGCGUGCGCACCGACUGCAACCACAUCUUCCUCAACUUCGUGCCCACCGUCAUCAUGGACCCCUUUAAGAUUGAGGAGUCAGUGCGGUCCAUGGUGAUGCGCUACGGCAGCCGGUUGUGGAAACUCCGUGUGCUCCAGGCUGAGGUCAAGAUCAACAUCCGCCAGACCACCACCGACCACGCUGUUCCCAUCCGCCUGUUCAUCACCAACGAGUCAGGCUAUUACCUGGACAUCAGCCUGUACAAAGAAGUGACCGACCCCAGAUCUGGAAACAUCAUGUUUCACUCCUUCGGCAACAAACAAGGGCCCCAGCACGGGAUGCUGAUCAAUACUCCCUACGUCACCAAGGAUCUGCUUCAGGCUAAGCGAUUCCAGGCCCAGUCCCUGGGUACCACCUAUGUGUAUGACUUCCCGGAAAUGUUCAGGCAGGCUCUUUUUAAAAUGUGGGGCUCCCCGGACAAGUACCCCAAAGACAUCCUGACAUACACCGAACUAGUGCUGGACCCGCAGGGCCAGCUGGUGGAGAUGAACCGACUUCCUGGAGGAAAUGAGGUGGGCAUGGUGGCCUUCAAAAUGAGGUUUAAGACCCUUGAGUACCCAGACGGGCGUGACGUUAUCCUCAUCAGCAAUGACAUCACCUUCCGGAUAGGAUCCUUUGGCCUUGGAGAAGACCUACUGUACCUGCGGGCAUCCGAGAUGGCCCGGGCAGAGGGCAUCCCCAAAAUCUACCUCGCUGCCAACAGUGGGGCCCGUAUCGGCCUUGCGGAGGAGAUCAAACACAUGUUCCAGGUGGCUUGGGUGGACCAGGAAGACCCCCACAAGGGAAUUAAGUACCUGUACCUGACUCCCCAAGACUACACCACAGUCAGCUCCCUGAACUCCGUCCAUUGUAAACACAUCGAGGAAGAAGGAGAAUCCAGGUAUGUCAUCACGGAUAUCAUUGGGAAGGAGGAUGGCCUGGGCGUAGAGAAUCUGAGGGGCUCAGGCAUGAUUGCUGGGGAGACCUCCCUGGAUUAUGAUGAGAUUGUCACCAUCAGCUUGGUGACCUGCCGAGCCCUUGGGAUCGGGGCCUAUCUGGUGAGGCUGGGCCAGCGAGUGAUCCAGGUGGAGAAUUCCCACAUCAUCCUGACAGGGGCAAUGGCUCUCAACAAGGUCCUGGGCAGAGAGGUUUACACGUCCAACAACCAGCUGGGCGGCGUGCAGAUCAUGCAUUACAAUGGCGUCUCCCAUGUCACCGUGCCGGAUGACUUCGAGGGUGUUUGUACCAUCCUGGAGUGGCUGUCCUAUAUGCCAAAGGAUAAUUGCAGUCCAGUCCCAAUCAUCACACCCACUGACCCCAUUGACAGAGAGAUUGAAUUCCAACCAUCCCGCUCACCCUAUGACCCCCGGUGGUUGCUUGCAGGAAGACCUCACCCAACCCUGAAGGGAUCCUGGCAGAGUGGAUUCUUCGACCAGGGCAGUUUCAAGGAAAUCAUGGUGCCCUGGGCCCAGACCGUGGUGACGGGACGAGCAAGGCUGGGAGGGAUCCCCGUCGGAGUGAUCGCUGCAGAGACACGGACAGUGGAGUUGGCUGUGCCCGCAGACCCUGCCAACCUGGAUUCCGAGGCCAAGAUAAUCCAGCAGGCAGGCCAGGUGUGGUUCCCAGACUCGGCCUACAAGACAGCCCAGGCCAUCCAGGAUUUCAACCGGGAGAAGUUGCCCCUCAUGAUCUUUGCCAACUGGAGGGGGUUCUCCGGUGGCAUGAAAGACAUGUACGACCAGGUGCUGAAGUUUGGAGCCUACAUCGUGGAUGGCCUCCGGAAGUACAAACAACCUGUCCUGAUCUACGUCCCACCAUGCGCAGAGCUCCGGGGAGGCUCCUGGGCGGUCAUGGACACCUCCAUCAACCCACUGUGCAUAGAAAUAUACGCGGACAAAGAGAGCAGAGCGAGUGUUCUGGAGCCAGAGGGAACAGUGGAGAUUAAGUACCGGAAGAAAGAUCUGGUAAAGACCAUGAGAAGAAUCGACCCAAUUUACAAGAAGCUCGUGGAACAGCUAGGAAUGCCUGAGCUCUCCAACAAGGACCGCAAGGAGCUGGAGGGCCAGCUGAAGGCCCGGGAGGACCUGCUGCUGCCCAUCUACCACCAGGUGGCGGUGCAGUUCGCCGACCUCCACGACAAGCCCAGCAGGAUGUUGGAGAAGGGUGCCAUCUCUGACAUCCUGGAUUGGAAGACCGCCCGCAGCUUCCUGUACUGGCGCCUGCGCCGCCUGCUGCUGGAGGACCAAGUCAAGCAGGAGGUGCUGCGGGCCUGCAGCGAGCUCAGCCACGUGCACGUCCAGUCCAUGCUGCGCCGCUGGUUCGUGGAGACGGAGGGGGCCGUCAAGGCCUACCUAUGGGACGACAACCGGACGGCGGUGCGGUGGCUGGAGCAGCACUGGCAGGCGGGGGAGGGGCCGCGCCCCACCGUCCGCGAGAACAUCGCGUACUUGAAGCGAGACUCUGUCCUCAAGACCAUCCGAGGCCUGGUUCAAGAAAACCCCGAGGUGGCCGUGGACUCCCUGGUGUACAUAUGCCAGCACAUCAGCCCGGCCGAGCGGGCCCAGAUCAUUCACCUCCUGUCCACCAUGGACAGCCCGGCCUCCACCUGACCCCGGUCCUCCCGGUCACUUGCAGGUCCACGGGCAGGAAAAACCACACUGAUCUGCUGACUGCAGGCCCUCGCCUGCACCUUGGGACUGCUUUUUAAAACUGCUGCAAGGCUGCUGACCCCCAAGUCACUCCUGUUUCAAUAAAAGGCUCAGAAGAGCCCCCUUCCAAGCAGAAAUCA
This is a messenger RNA of Balaenoptera ricei (Rice's whale), 8482 nucleotides long. RefSeq names its product acetyl-CoA carboxylase 2. Gene Ontology annotation, biological process: base-excision repair, AP site formation via deaminated base removal; base-excision repair; fatty acid biosynthetic process. The record is from RefSeq and is a predicted model, not a curated record. The coding region runs from base 222 to 8303 and encodes 2693 amino acids. The transcript has 57 exons. Lineage: Eukaryota; Metazoa; Chordata; Mammalia; Artiodactyla; Balaenopteridae. Gene Ontology annotation, molecular function: metal ion binding; ATP binding; acetyl-CoA carboxylase activity. Gene Ontology annotation, cellular component: nucleus; mitochondrion.